AUCCAAAGAUCGUUGCCACCAACAUUUCCCUGCUGGAAACCAAAACCACAGGGAUGAAGACACUCACUAGUUUUAUAAAAAUGUUACAAGAUAUUUGUAGCGCUUCAUGUCAAAAAGCCGCCAGUAUUAGCAAAUCAGGUUCCUCCUUAAUGGCAUGCUGUGGUCGCUUCAUCCUCCGCAGUUCACCAAAUCCUCUAUGGGUUCAAAUUUUCUACUUCACCUCUCUCUCGUUAAUGGGGUACGGAGUUCUCAAGGCUCUGCACCCCAGAAAAACAGGGUCAGAUUUCACUCCUACUAGCUUAGACAUUUUCUUCACCUCUGUUUCAGCCACCACAGUUUCAAGCAUGUCCACGGUUGAAAUGGAGGUUUUUUCCAACUCCCAAUUGAUCAUGAUGACCAUUUUAAUGUUCAUAGGUGGUGAGAUUUUCACCUCAAUGGUGGGUCUCUGUUUCUUUAGGUUCAAGCUCAAAACAGAGCUUCAUAAACUUGCUGCUUCUCAUAGCCGUCUCAGUUGUCCAAAUCAAAUGAUUUUGGACCAAGUUGAACUAGGUGGUAUGGUCACAAUCACAAACACUAACUCAGAUAGUUCUCAUUCUCUACCUAAAUUCAAUGAGAUUGAACACGAAUCUCAUGAUUAUUUGAGUGCCUCAAAUAAAAACUUGAGGUACUUAUCUAUGAAAUGCUUGGGUUUUGUAGUUCUAGCUUAUCUUCUAGUUGUCCAAUUGAUAGGGGUUAUUGGAAUUUCCCUUUACCUGGAUUUAAUUCACAGUGCUAAAGAGGUGAUACAGAAAAAGGGGUUAAACAAGGUCACAUUCUCUGUUUUCACUGUAGUUUCAACUUUUGCUAGCUGUGGUUUUGUUCCAACAAAUGAAAACAUGGUUGUUUUUGGGAAGAAUUCAGGUCUUCUUCUCAUGCUGAUUCCUCAGAUUCUUCUUGGCAAUACCCUUUUCCCUCCUUGCUUGAGAUUUGGGAUCUGGGUUCUGGGGAAAUUUCAUAAGAAGAAAGAGUGUGAGUACCUUCUGAAAAAUAGUACACAGGAGGUUGGGUACAAACACUUGCUUCCAAAACAGCACUCUGUAUUUUUGGUGGGCACUGUUUUUGGGUUUAUUGUGGUUCAAGUUUUGGUUUUUUGUUUGAUGGAUUGGGAUUCAGAAGGUUUGAAGGGGAUGAAUGAGUACCAGAAAUUCAUUGGAGUGUUGUUUCAGAGUGUGAAUUCCAGACACACAGGGGAAACCAUUGUGGACAUCUCAAUCCUUUCCCAGGCCAUCUUGGUGCUGUUUGUGGUGAUGAUGUACCUUCCUCCUUACACCUCUUUCAUUCCAAUGAAAGAUGGUAUGCAAGACUCAGAUGAGAAGAUUCAAAAAAGAAGAGGAAAAGUUGUAGAGAACUUGAUAUUCUCUCAACUCUCCUAUUUAGUCAUAUUCAUCAUCCUCGUGUGCAUAACUGAGAGGAAAAAAUUGAAGGAGGAUCCUCUCAAUUUCAACGUCUUGAACAUUGUCGUUGAAGUCGUCAGCGCUUAUGGGAACGUAGGGUUUACGACAGGAUACAGUUGUGAGAGACAGUUGCAUCGAGAGGCAAACUGCCUAAACAAGUCGAUUGGAUUUGUGGGAAAAUGGAGUGAUAAGGGGAAGAUUAUUCUCAUUUUUGUCAUGUUGUUUGGAAGGCUCAAGAAGUUUAAUAUGGAUGGAGGCAAAGCAUGGAAACUCCUUUGAUUAAAUAAAUAUAUCAUUCUUUUUCAUUUGUACUUAAUUUCAUUUUCAUCGAUCAUUAUAUUCUCUCCCAUUCUCAUAUCACUGAAUUGAGUAUGCAAUUGUACUGUGCAAAAGCAAAAAGCUUAUCUUAGGGAUGAGUGUUGUUAUAUAUAUACUCCAUCCUCGUUCUUUAAUAUAAGA
Molecule: messenger RNA, 1892 nt
Organism: Lotus japonicus
Lineage: Eukaryota; Viridiplantae; Streptophyta; Magnoliopsida; Fabales; Fabaceae
Product: cation transporter HKT1;3-like
Exons: 3
Coding region: 54-1712 (552 amino acids)
Biological process (GO): transmembrane transport; monoatomic cation transport
Cellular component (GO): plasma membrane
Molecular function (GO): monoatomic cation transmembrane transporter activity
Source: RefSeq, a predicted model, not a curated record